AUGUCAUCCACUUCAUCGCUGGCGGGGAAAAAAUUAGUACUCAACACGCUUCUCGAAACGGACCACUACGAGAGCCUGAUCAAAGAACUGACGUGUAAAAAAUGUAAUAAGUACAUGCGCCCACCCAUCCACCUCUGUGUGGAUGGGCACAGCUUGUGUGGCAAGUGCAUUGAGAAGAGCUUCCAGUGUCAUGUGUGUCAGAAAGAGUUCGCUUCCAUUCGACCAGUUGCGUUAGAGUCAUUGGCGAAUAAAAUACUGUUUCCCUGCACGAACAAGGGAUGCCCAAAGCAUUCGGUACUAUCGCAGCUAGAUAUUCAUAACACACACUGCCAGUUUCGUAUCAUCAAUUGCUUUAUGAGCAGAGUGUACGGUGAGUGCAAAUGGAAAGGGUGUGCUGGUGAUUGGAUGGACCAUUGUUUCCAGGAACACUGUGAUAAGGUCACCGAUCUCCCUUUCAUAACGGUGAAGAAUAAAUGGGACGCAAAGAGAACCGAACCUGUUCUUAACUACUUUCUUUUAAGAUGUUACGAAAAAGUGUUCAAUGUGUAUCAAAUUUAUGAUAAACGGGGAGGCAGAAUGAUGUGGACUGUACUGGUGAACGAUGAAAAUGCCGAGAAAUACUAUUUUGAAAUAGAUAUAUUCUUGCCUAAUUUGCCAAGCAAAAGGAUAACUUACAGGCGCCCAUGCAAGUGUGAGAAAGAUGCAGAUUUCUUGGAGCACACACAGAACGUGUACAUUCCCGUUGAAAAUGUAUUUUCUAUGUUAGAUGAAGACGAACAAAUUAACUUUAUCGUUAGAAUUGGUGAAGUGGAAAAUUUGCCCUUGUUCAACGCACCCACUGCAAGUGAGAGUAUGAUUCUUCUCCAUGACGAGGAUCACGGAGACACGAAACAAGAGUAG
This is a messenger RNA of Arctia plantaginis, 900 nucleotides long. The record is from the annotation of a GenBank genome assembly. Lineage: Eukaryota; Metazoa; Arthropoda; Insecta; Lepidoptera; Erebidae.